GAAAUAUUACUCUUUGACCUUUCCCACAAAUUGAAUGAUUAAAAAAGACUAAAUCUUUCAUUCAAACAAAAAAUUUUAGUCAAUAAAUCACUUCACCCGCUGCAUUUAAAGUACCUCUCAUUUUCAAAGGUUCUAUAUGCUCCAUUAUCAUUCAAAGGCAAUAUCAGAAAGAAUGGCAACAGUGUCUUGCAAGUUAUCAUUUUCCUUUUACUCUUUUCUCCUUCUUCUCAUUAUUAUUGUAUCUCAAACUAACGGCCAGCCAGAUUUUUUGUACAACUUUUGUAUAAACGAUAAAGGCAACUACACAGCCAAUAGCACAUAUCAAAAUAACCUUAAUAUCCUUUUGUCCAAUCUCUCUUCAAACACACAAAUCAACUACGGUUUCUACAAUUUCUCUUACGGCCAAAACAACGAUAAAGUAAACGCCAUUGGACUCUGCAGGGGAGAUGUUAAGCCUGAUGUUUGCCGCAAUUGUCUCAACGAUUCAAGAGUUCUUCUAACACGGCUUUGUCCAAAUCAAAAAGAAGCAAUUGGUUGGUAUGAAGACUGCAUGUUGCGCUACUCCAACCGAUCAAUAUUUGACAUUAUGGAAGUUUCACCUGCAUUCUAUUUGCCAAACAAUAACAAUGCAACAGAUGCGGAUCAAUUUACUCAAGUUCUUGGGAACUUGAUGAAGAAACUGAAAGAUAAAGUUGCAUCAAGUGACAACUCUCGUUUUAAGUAUGCUACGGAUAAUGAAACUGGUGUGAACUUAAAUUUUCAAACCAUAUAUGGUCUUGUGCAGUGUACACCUGAUUUAUCAUUACAAGAGUGUAAUCGUUGUUUAGAUGUUGCUAUCUCAGAAAUUCCAAGUUGUUGUAAUAACAAGGUUGGUGCUAGACUUGUUACACCAAGUUGUAAGAUUAGAUUUGAAACCUAUCUCUUCUACGAUCCUCCGCUUAUAGUAGACGACCCAGAUGGAACCUCUCCACCACAAGAAAAAAGCAAAUCAUCUCAUACUACUACCAUUGCCAUAGUUGUGCCUACUGUCGUUGUAGUUCUUGUUCUUCUAACUUUGAUCAUUUGCAUAUGCUUAAGGAGAAAUCGCCACAGUAUGGCAGGGGUAAAUCUCGAAGGAAUACAAGAUGAUGAUGAUGAUGAUAAUGAUAACGAUGAUGAUAUUGAAAUCGCUGAGUCAUUACAAUUCAACUUUGACACAAUAGGAGUUGCUACAAAUAACUUUUCCGAAGCUAAUAAACUCGGACAUGGCGGAUUUGGAGUUGUUUAUCAGGGAAAACUCUCGAGUGGACAAGUGAUUGCAGUCAAAAGGUUGUCAAGAGAUUCUGGACAAGGAGAUAUUGAAUUUAAGAAUGAAGUGCUUUUAUUGGCUAAGCUUCAACAUCGAAAUUUAGUCAGACUACUUGGUUUUUGUCUAGAAAGAAAAGAAAGGCUACUUGUUUAUGAAUUUGUUCAUAAUAAAAGUCUCGAUUACUUUAUAUUUGAUCCAAUAAAGAAAGCACAAUUAGAUUGGGAAAGGCGCUACAAAAUCAUUGGAGGUAUUGCUAGAGGCCUUCUUUACCUUCACGAGGAUUCUCGACUUCGUAUUAUACAUCGUGAUCUUAAAGCAAGUAACAUUCUCUUGGACGAAAAUAUGAAUGCUAAAAUAUCAGAUUUUGGGAUGGCCAGACUAUUGCUUGUUGAUCAAACACAAGUAAAUACAAACAAAAUCGUUGGAACAUAUGGAUAUAUGGCUCCUGAGUAUGCAAUGUUUGGACAAUUUACAGUAAAAUCAGAUGUUUUUAGCUUUGGCGUACUAGUUCUAGAGAUUAUAAGUGGCCAAAAAAUUAGUCGCUUUCUUGAUGGACAGAGUCAGGAGGAUUUACUCAGCUUCGCAUGGAGAAACUGGAGGGAGGGUACAAUCACAAAUAUAAUAGACCCAUCAUUAAAAAAUGGUUCACAAAAUGAAAUAAUGAGAUGCAUUCACAUUGGACUACUUUGUGUUCAAGAAAAUUUGGUUGACAGACCAACUAUGGCAACCAUUGCACUCAUGCUUAGUAGUUAUUCUCUCACAAUGCCUCUACCUGUGGAGCCCGCAUAUUCUAUGGACGGGAGAACUAGAAGCCUUUCAUACACGGAAUCAUCUGGGGAAGAUAAAGUAACAACAGGUUCACUUGAAUCCAUAAGUAUAUCAGUAAAUGAGAAUACAAUGUCUUAAUAAUUAGAAUUUGUAAUAUAUUUGAAUAUAGUCAUGUUUCAGUAGGCCAUAUAGAUUCUAUUUGUUUAUUUAUAUUGAAUUGAAAUAGGUACAUUUAAUGUAUUUUUGGCUUAAAUUCUACUAGUAGACUCACUUGGUGCAAUACUAAUACAUUUUUGGCUUAAAUUAUGCUUUUGGCCCUCCAAAUAUGUUCCUGAUUAUAAUUUGUGUAAUUUAUUGUCGAAAAAUUAGUUUGUUUUCUUCUUUUUAUUGAUGAUAUAUAUUUUAGGCCAUAUUUGGUUUCACCACAAAAGAAGCUUUGUUGCUGAUCUUGUGCCAUCAAAUUUCAGAGGGCGUGGAAACUGCUAAAUGAGAC
Molecule: messenger RNA, 2549 nt
Organism: Trifolium pratense (red clover)
Lineage: Eukaryota; Viridiplantae; Streptophyta; Magnoliopsida; Fabales; Fabaceae
Product: cysteine-rich receptor-like protein kinase 10
Exons: 7
Coding region: 137-2194 (685 amino acids)
Biological process (GO): protein phosphorylation
Molecular function (GO): ATP binding; protein kinase activity
Source: RefSeq, a predicted model, not a curated record